Molecule: messenger RNA, 1630 nt
Organism: Lycium ferocissimum
Lineage: Eukaryota; Viridiplantae; Streptophyta; Magnoliopsida; Solanales; Solanaceae
Product: protein TOO MANY MOUTHS
Exons: 1
Coding region: 65-1525 (486 amino acids)
Molecular function (GO): protein binding
Source: RefSeq, a predicted model, not a curated record
AGUCCCCUACAAAUCCAGGCAUCAUAACAAGCUUGUCACUUAAAACUCUUUUUCUUCCAAUAACAUGGCCCUUUUUCUCUCUAUACAAACAACUUUACUACUAGCUCUUUUUUCCUUUCCUCUAGGCUGGUCAUUCACCGUAAUAAUGUCGGAUUCUGGUGCGCCUUCUGCUCUAGUUGACGCCCCGCAAACCGGCUUCUCUAUGAAUAAUAACCAUGCACAAACCGAUCCCCAUGAACAAGAAGCAGUUUACGACAUUAUGAGGGCCACGGGGAACGACUGGGCCACCGAUAUCCCUGACGUUUGUCGGGGACGAUGGCACGGGAUCGAGUGCAUGCCCGACAACGACAACGUGUACCAUGUUGUCUCACUUUCCUUCGGAGCAUUGUCUGAUGAUACGGCAUUUCCUACAUGUGACUCGACUCAUUCGUUCAUUUCACCUUCCAUUACAAAACUCCCACACCUUCGGACUUUAUUCUUCUAUCGUUGCUUCAGUAAUAAUCCUCAGCCCAUUCCACCAUUUCUAGCCCAAUUAGGGCCCACUUUGCAAACACUAGUUUUAAGAGAAAAUGGUUUCACAGGGCCCAUUCCUAAUGAGUUUGGUAACUUAACCAGUUUGAGAGUCCUCGAUUUUCACAAAAACAAUCUUAACGGUACAAUACCGGCUUCUCUGGGCCGUAUCACCGGUUUGAGGUCUUUAGAUUUGAGUGACAACAAACUAACCGGUUCAAUUCCGAGUUUAACUUUUUCUCAGUUAAAUGUCCUGGACCUUAACCAAAAUCACCUUAUGGGUUCAAUUCCAUCCACACUCGCGAGCUUUCGUUCGCUUAUAAAGCUAGAUGUGAGUCGCAAUCGCCUCACCGGUCCAAUACCCAAGUCCAUCGACAACUUAAAUGAACUCAUCCUUAUGGAUUUGAGCUACAACAGUCUAACAGGCCCAUUCCCAAUGUCACUCAAGAAAUUGCAUUUUCUCCAAGCCUUAGUUCUGAAUGGAAAUUCAAUGGACUCGGCUACUCUACCUGAUAACACGUUUGAUCAUGGUUUUAAGGACUUGAUGAUUUUAGGGCUAUCCAAUAUGAACCUUCAAGGCCCGAUACCGAAUUCACUAGGCCGGUUGCCUAAAAUUCGAGUUCUCCAUCUCGAUGGGAACAAAUUGAACGGCUCAAUCCCAUCGAGUUUUGGUAAUUUAACUAGCAUAAGUGAGAUAAGGCUAAACAAUAACAUGUUAAGUGGUCCUAUCCCAUUUAAGAGAGACAUGGUAUGGAAAAUGAGAAGGAAAAUGAAGCUUUCUAAUAAUGAAGGACUUUGUUAUAAUAAGGAAAAUGGUCUUGGAGAUGAUUUAGAGACAUUGUUGGAUUCAGGGAUUGGACAUUGUGGAGACACUAAAACAGAGACAACAAAAACUGUGCUACACGUUUCAACCCUCAAUAGAGGAAGUGUUGUAAGAUCAAAUAGCAACAAAUUAUCAUCUCUUGGAAGCUUGCUUUGGUCAGCUUUAGUUUUCUUUGCCGUCUGUUUAUUGUGAGUUAAUGUUUAGAGAUUUUAGUACAGUUUUUUUGUUUCCUUUUUGUUUUAAAAUGUAACAAAGCAUGAUAUUAAAUACGGGGAAUGUUACUACUUUCAUUCUUCA